GAGGCGACGAUGGCGGCGGCGGCGGCGGAGAAGAGCGGGAGGGACGCGGCCUCUUUCGCCUCAUCAUGAAGGGAAACGUAUCCCUGAAGCCAAAGAAUUGGGGAAAAAGAGAAAGCAAUCCACGGCCAUGCAAGCCAGCUACAGCCACCUUCACAACCCCUCGGGAACUGGAGGCGGUGAGGCUGCUUCAGCCUCCCCGUGCACCCACGUUCCACGACUCGCAGGGGAAGGCGCGUGCCAUCAUACCGGAGAUGUCCAUAUCCAGAUAAACUCCAUACCUGGGGAAGGUGGGGAAAAUUCCAGCUCCAGGUACACCAGGUCAAGUUCCCAGAGUUGCUCCCAUGGCCGCGUGCACAGCCGCGCCCGCGGUCACUCCCAUAAUGAAGCAAGGCAGCCCGAUGAGGCUUCCGUGGACACGGGGGAACAUGGCAACAGCUCCAUCUCAGAGUUCCGCUAUCUCUUCCAGUGGCUACAAAAAAGUCUUCCCUAUAUCUUGAUUCUGUGUUUCAAAGUUGUCGUACAGCACAUCACGGGAAUUUCUCUUGGAAUUGGGCUGCUAACAACUUUUAUGUAUGCAAACAAAAGCAUUGUAAAUCAGGUUUUUCUAAGAGAAAAGUGCUCAAAGAUACAGUGUGCUUGGUUACUGGUGUUCUUAACAGGAUCUUCUGUUCUUUUGUAUUACACCUUUCACUCUCAGUCACUUUAUCACAGCUUAAUCUUCUUAAACCCUGCGCUGGACUUUUUGAACUUCUGGGAUGUACUUUGGAUUGUGGGAAUCACAGAUUUCAUUCUAAAAUUCUUCUUCAUGGGCUUCAAAUGCCUUAUUUUAUUGGUGCCUUCUUUUGUGAUGUCUUUUAAAUCUAAGGGCUAUUGGUAUAUGCUUUUAGAAGAACUGUGCCAGUAUUACCGCGCCUUUGUUCCUAUACCCGUUUGGUUUCGUUACCUUGUUAGUUACGGAGAGUUGGACAGCACGGCGGGAUGGAGUCUUGGGGUAUUGCUGGGGCUUCUCUACCUCAUCCUGAAACUUUUGGAUUUUUUUGGACAUCUGCGAACCUUCAGAAGGGUAUUAAAGGCAUUUUUUACUCAGCCAAACUAUGGCGUGACUGCCAGCAAGAGACAGUGUUCAGAAGCUGAUGAUCUUUGUUCAAUCUGCCAAGCUGAAUUUCAGAAACCCAUUCUUCUCAUCUGCCAGCAUAUAUUUUGUGAAGAAUGCAUCUCGCUGUGGUUUACUCGAGAGAGAACUUGUCCACUGUGCAGGACUGUGAUUUCAGACCAUGUUAGCAAAUGGAAAGAUGGAGCCACUUCAUCACACCUUCAGAUCUAUUAAACCUAGGAGCCCACCUUGGGGGGCCAAAAACACGGGCUCCAGGUUUAUGCUUUGCUGAACAAUGUGAAUACUACUGAAAGCGGUGGAGUGGAUUUCCAGGACUAAAAGGUCAGAUCUAGAAAUGAAUAUUUUUUAUCAGUUUUUCGAGCUUAUUAAAUGCUAAAAGUUCAAAUUACUGGUAACACUCGAGAGUGGUUGGGAGUUAAGUGGGUAAAAUUCUGCAUUGUUUUGAUUUUUAAAAUCAGUGUUCAGAACUAAUUUUGUGUAGCAGAGGCAGCAGCACCUUCAUUCUUUUGGUCUUGUAGAUUGAGAAGUUUGCAGCAUGAAGUUGUAAAUUGCGUUUAUUCUUGUCGACUUUACCAAAAACGGCAGUUGAGCGGUCGUCAGGUGAACUUCGAACUCAGGCAUUCUUUCCAGCAUUAUUGUUCAAAAUUAAGAAUCUUAUUUUUCGUGACUUUUCUUUUUCUAAAAAUAGAACUUUCUUCAGGGUUCAUGUAGAUUACUAAUUGACUUUUCUAAUUCUAACCAUGAAUCACUCUUAAAAUUGGUUUUUAAAAUUUUAUAAAAAUUUGUAUUUUUAAAUAUAAAGCUUUAACUACUAUAUUUUUAUCAACAACAAAUCAGAUUUUCUAAAGGAAAACAACUUGCCAGUACAGAAAUAUUUUAACAUUGUUCUUCAGUCUGUAGUAUGACCAGCAAUCAAUGAGAAUAAAUGCAAUUUAAAUCCAUCCGUUAGUGGAUUUUAGACAGGCAUGCUUCUGUCAGCUCUAGUAUUCAUAAUCUCGCUUUUAUAUUGUCCUCAAUACCUCUGUGUAUUAUAACAUUCCCCAUUAAAAUUAGAUUACAAAG
Molecule: messenger RNA, 2176 nt
Organism: Tachyglossus aculeatus (Australian echidna)
Lineage: Eukaryota; Metazoa; Chordata; Mammalia; Monotremata; Tachyglossidae
Gene: RNFT1
Product: ring finger protein, transmembrane 1
Exons: 9
Coding region: 128-1327 (399 amino acids)
Biological process (GO): positive regulation of ERAD pathway
Cellular component (GO): endoplasmic reticulum
Molecular function (GO): ubiquitin protein ligase activity
Source: RefSeq, a predicted model, not a curated record